AUGGAAGAGGAACUUCUAAGAACUUACGAAUUGAAAACAUUGAACCCGGUGUCAUGGGAAGAAGACACGGAAGAGAAUCUUUCAAAUCCAAUAAUAAGUAAAGGUGUUAGUGAUGAAGAAACUUAUGCUGCUUUCUUAAAUGUUGUGAAUCAAGAUCCAGAUGAGAGAAUUGUACAAAACUCAGUUGAUCCAUUGAACCCACAGAUGAAUAUUCAACAAUCUGCGCGUCAAAGAAACAUAGGUGUUGAUGAUUUAUCUAAAUUCUCAAUCAAUAGUAAACAAUUCAAUUCAAAACAAUUUUUGAAAUUCAUUCAUAGCGAUGAUUCAUUUAGUCAAUUAUCAGAAAGUUUGAAUAUUUUGGAAAGUUCAAUCUCUGAGAAAAAUCUUGAAUUAAGAACUCUUGUUGAAAGUGAAUUUUUAAGAUUUGUUAGAUCUAAAUCUUCAUUAGAUGGAAUUUUAUCACAAUUUCAAAAAACUGGGUUUAAUGAUGAAGAAAGUGGAUUAAAAAAUCUUAGAGGAAGUGUUAAUGAAGCUAAUAAAGAGGCUACGCUGCUUAUAAUGCCAAUCUUACAAAAAAAGCAAAAGGAAAUGAAAUUGAAACAAGCUUUAGAAUUUGUUGAAAAGAAAAAGUUUUUUUUCAAUCUUCCAAAUGCAAUUAAAAGAUAUGUUAAUGAAGAUGAUUAUGACAAUUUGAUUCAUGAUUAUAAAAAUGCAAAACAACAGAAAGCUGAUGAUAAUAAUAAAAUCAUUAAUAGAAUUUGGGAAGAAGUUGAUACUAUAAUAGAUGUUUACAAGAAAAAUCUUUGGAAAUCUUUAGCAAGUGAUGAUAACGAUGAAGAUUUCUUAAAAAAUAUUAAAAAAUUGAUUGAAAUUGAUGUCAUAGAUAAUCCAGUAUUAGAAUGGAUCGAUUUAAAAUUAAACAAAUUCAUAUCAACAUUCAAUGAAACAUUUAAUAAGUACCAUGAAAAGAUCUUGAAUGCUCAAUUAAACAUUCUUUCAACUUGUGAAGAAUUGGAUUUCACAAACUUCAAGGUUGCACUGGGUAGUAAAAACCCUCUAGUUGAUUCAGCUAUCAUCAUUGAAAUGUGGUUAAUAACUGUCAAGUUGACCGAAAGAAUAUUAGAAAUUUCAAAUGAGUUUACAAGAUUUUGGAAUCAUGUUGAAAAAUUCUUUACGGGUGAAUAUCAACAAAAAUUUGAUUCAAAGUACAUUGAUCCUAAUAGCCCGUUUUUAAGAUUUGAAAAAUAUGAAAUAGAUGAUGUCAAGAAGAAAGGGGAAGAAUUCAUAGAUUUGUUAGUCAACAGAAUUAUUAGAUUUUUCAGUUCAUCUCAAGAAUCAUUGAAAACACUUCAUCAUGCAAAAUCACAAGGUACUGAUGGAACACCAGAUCAUUUCGGAUUUCUACCACCACAUACAAAUUCGUUAAGUUCAUUGAAAUAUUUACCAACAAUUUAUAAAUUUACAUCAGAAGUUUUAAAUGGAUUGGGACAACUAUCAAUAACUGACAAGAGCACACAAUCAUUAAGGGAUACUUCUGUGUUAGUACUUGAACGUUCUGUUGGUGGUGUUUGCUCAAGUUGGUUAAAUGAUUGUCGUUUAUUCCAUAAUUUGGAGGAUUGGGAAGCUUCAGAAAGUGGUGAAACAUAUAUUAUUAGUUUGAUUUAUGACUUUGAAGUCUAUAUCAUUGAAGGUUUACAAAAACUAUUAUUCAAAAAAAUACCAGAUGCACAAAAUAUUCAAAUUGUUAAAUAUCCAUCAAAGAAAGUAUUAACAGGUGUUCAAAUCCAAUUUCUUCGCUCUUUUGAUGUGUUAUUGGAAAGUAUCAUCAAAAAAAUCAUAGAAGAGAAUCAAGACACAACCAUUUCAAAAGAAUUGAAGAGUCACCAUAAACUUUUGACUUUGGCCAAUAUCAAAACAUUGAAGAAUAAAACUAUACCAAAUAUUUUGGAGAAAUAUGAUUCGAUAUUUGAAGCUAAUUUACACAGUCAAAAUUUGGAAAUUUAUUCAAUUUUAAACAAAAUGGAAGACACCAUUUUUGAAUCAUUCAUCAAUGAACAAAGGAAGCACAUCUCAACAACAUUGCUACAGGGAGUUUCAUCAACUCAAUGGACCUCCAUCAGCUCGCCACCUACCAAGGUCUCAAGCUUUAUAUAUGAAAGUAUUCAUUCAUUGGUCACAGUAUAUAAAAGUGUUUCAAGAGUUUCUAAAGAGCUCCUUGAUCAGGUUAUUGAAAACUUAUUAGAAUACACCACUUCUAAUUUGUUGAAAAAUUUGAAAGAAGUUGGUGACUUUUCAGCUGAAGGAUUAAGACAAGUUGCAUUAGAUGUUGAAUUUUUACGUGGCUUGUUUGGUAAAUCAGCUAAAGAUUCUACUACAAAUAAUUUGAAUUUGGUUUACAGAAACAUAUUUGGUGCAAGAUAUGAUCCAAAAUCCAUACUUGAUUCAAUUACACCGCUAUUAAAGGAAUCGUUGGGUGGCUCACGUCUAGAGUAUGAUAUCUUUAACAAAAAAUAG
Molecule: messenger RNA, 2514 nt
Organism: Hansenula ciferrii
Lineage: Eukaryota; Fungi; Ascomycota; Saccharomycetes; Phaffomycetales; Wickerhamomycetaceae
Gene: SEC5
Product: exocyst subunit SEC5
Exons: 1
Coding region: 1-2514 (837 amino acids)
Biological process (GO): exocytosis; Golgi to plasma membrane transport
Cellular component (GO): exocyst
Source: RefSeq, a predicted model, not a curated record